Messenger RNA from Anopheles aquasalis, 1197 nucleotides. Its product is annotated as odorant receptor 13a-like. Lineage: Eukaryota; Metazoa; Arthropoda; Insecta; Diptera; Culicidae. Gene Ontology annotation, molecular function: odorant binding; olfactory receptor activity. Gene Ontology annotation, biological process: sensory perception of smell; detection of chemical stimulus involved in sensory perception of smell. The record is from RefSeq and is a predicted model, not a curated record. Gene Ontology annotation, cellular component: plasma membrane.
AUGUCGAAUUUGGUGCUGUAUGAAGUGCGCUACGUGUUGCUAGCGUGUGGCUACUCGUUUGAUUGCUUCACUCCCAAGAUUCUCUAUUCCUCCCGAGAUAGUGCGAUAUUCUGGUUCCUUACGAUGAUACCAUUGGCCUUUCUUUGUGAACCUCAGUUUGCUUUCCUCAUCUUUGAUGCGAAGGAUCUGUACAAGUUCGUUUCGGUGCUCGUACCCUGCACCGAGAUCUUCCUGACCAACCUGAAGAUGGUGAUUUGCAAUCUGAAGCGGCACAAAAUUCUCAACCUCAUCAACGACGUGCAAAUCGUUUGGGAUGAAUAUGCUGCCUCGAAUCUCGAAGAAGUGCGUGAACUGUUGGCUGUAACGAGAAAGAAGGCUCGCGUGUUCGUCAUCGUCUACACGUCGGCCUUCAUGUUCAUCUGCCUGGAGUAUGGGUUGAUGCCGCUGUGGAAAUGGUGCUACUAUUACGGCUUCUCCAGCCAACCCUCCAACUACACCAUCAGUCUACCCUAUCCGCAACGCAUGUUUUACAGCAUCGAAAGUAACGCUUCCUUCGGUGUAACGUACUUCUUCAUCAUGGUGGCCGUUUAUCUGCUGGGGCUCGCACUGGCCGGGUUCGAUUCCGUGUUCACCACGCUGGUCAUGCACAUUACGGCGUUGUUUAAGCUGCUCAACAUGGAAAUCGACCAGAUGGGCAUGCAGCUACGAGGUGGAGCGAAGGGCCACGAGCUGAAGAGUACGUUCAAGGCGAUCAUCCUCAAACACAAGACCUACCUAGCAUUCAUCGAUCAGCUCGAGGAUGCGUUCAGUUUGGUUUUGAUGGUACAGUUUCUGACCAGUUCCAUAGUGAUUUGUGUCGUUCUCUAUCAACUUACGUUGGCUUUCGGAUGGAACGAGGAAACAAUGAAAACGAUCACCUACCUACCGGGGGCCGUGCUGCAGCUGUACGUGUUCUGCUGGUACGCCCAGAAGAUCACCGAGGAAGCGGAACUGGUAGCGAACCACAUCUACAGCAUACCCUGGUACCUGGGCGAUCCGUCCUACGAGAAGAUGUGCAUCACGCUGAUGGCCAAAGCACAGAAACCGACCGGUGUGACCGCGUCCAAGUUUUACAUGAUCACGCUGCAGAGUUUCCAGCGAAUCAUCAGUACGUCCUAUUCCUACUUUACCUUACUUCAAACCAUGAACCAGCAAUAG